Plodia interpunctella (Indianmeal moth) is the source of this 1518-nucleotide messenger RNA. RefSeq lists its product as uncharacterized. Gene Ontology annotation, cellular component: cytoplasm; nucleolus. The coding region runs from base 95 to 1477 and encodes 460 amino acids. Gene Ontology annotation, molecular function: zinc ion binding; rRNA (adenine-N6-)-methyltransferase activity; nucleic acid binding. NCBI's taxonomy places the organism in Eukaryota, Metazoa, Arthropoda, Insecta, Lepidoptera, Pyralidae. The transcript has 6 exons. The record is from RefSeq and is a predicted model, not a curated record. Gene Ontology annotation, biological process: rRNA methylation.
UUGACAAACUUUGUUUGUGUUAGUGGUGGCUACUUUUACUUCCAUUCUUCCACACACGUGGGUUUGAUUUUAAUAAAAUCCUUGUUUCUCUCGAAUGAAAAUGGUCAAAAAAAGGAAACUUGAGACAAAACCACCCACUGCAAAACAAUCUCCGGUUGAAGUUAUAGUGGAAGACGUUACUUCUCACCCUUUAUGUCUUCAUGGACCAACCUUAUUAUUUUCCUCUGAAAAGGGGCGGUAUUAUGCGUGUGCAUCGUGUAGAAAUAAAAAAGAUUGUUCCUUACAUAUUGACGAAGAGGAUUGGCAGAAGGAAAACGUGCGAAAACGCAAUGAAAAGUACUACAGUUUAAUUCCUAAGAUUGAUAAGAAUGCAGCAUGGAAAAAUUGUAAUGAGGUUAAGUCCCAACACGCCUCAAACCGAGCCUACUGUAGCACUUGUCAGGAACUGUAUAUUGUAUCUCAAAGCAAGAAACAUUCCAAAGACCAUAGAGUCGUCACUCCUUUGACCAACGAGCAACUAGCUCGCCCCUCAUCAUGGUUGCCAGCUUUGGAAAAUGAUGAUGUUGAAGCACAGUACUUGUUUACGAAGAAAUCAGUGAGCACUGUAUUGGGAAUACUUCGGAAUAACAAUAUUAAGAAUAUCCUCUGUGUAGGCACACCCUCAGUGCACGAGGCGGCCCAACUCAGUCCAGAAUUUGAAUCUUUGCUAUUGGACUAUGACAACAGACACCAUCAAUUCCACGCACCAAGCAAAUACAUUUGGUAUAACAUGUUCAACAAUUUUAUGUUCAAUGGAAAUAAUGAUGAAAAGGUGCUGAAGAAGUUUUUGAGAAAAUCUAGAGAAGGUGGUAUAUGUAUAGUAAUGGACCCCCCAUUUGCGGGUCGAGUGGAGCCUCUAGUCCAAACUGUCAGGGAUCUCUCAGCAAUGUACAGGAAUAUCUGUGAGAAACCUAAAGACGAGCCUGUUCCGGUGUUGUGGGCAUUUCCUUACUUUGCUGAGCCAUAUAUAACAAACUUGAUGCCAGAAAUAAGAAUGCAUGAUUAUCAGAUUGAAUACGAGAACCACAAGAAAUUCCACAACAAAUCGAAGAGCAGCCGUAAAUUUGGAUCGCCUGUGCGAUUCUUCACUAACCUGCCGCUGGAGACCAUUGACCUGUCCAAUGACAGCAACUAUAAGAAGUGUGAUAAAUGCAACUUUUGGGUCUCCGCGAAGAAUAACCACUGCGGUAAAUGCAACGAGUGUACGAGUAAGAAUGGGAUGACUUACAGGCAUUGCAGCGUGUGUAAGCGGUGUGUGAAGCCAACGUUUUUCCAUUGCAAGACUUGUGAGCGGUGUUGCCAACAGAAGGACCAUGUUUGUGGGGUCGUUGUUGAGAGUCAGUCGUGUUUCAACUGUCGCGAAAAAGGACACAAAAGAUCGAACUGUCCGCAGAUACAAGAAAGCGGGAGAGCCAAGAAAAAACGUAUUCAUGCGUAAACAAUUAUAUAUUUUUUUAUUUAAUAAAUCAUCAUUUAUUA